GGGCUAUGCAUACCAGUGUGCGUCUUGCCAAUUAAGUCUCUGACCACUGUUGCGUGGAGACGACGCUCAGCCUCCAUAGUAACGGAUUAUGCCAUCCAGAAUAAGUUGGCACCUUUCAUCACGAUGCAGGGUCAUCACUGCCUCGGCACCGCGAGGAAAGUGCGAGAUGUUACCUACGGUCAAUAUGUUGGGUGUUGGUGUUCUGCCAUGGUCGCCCCUGGCACGAGGAAUCCUCACUCGUCCCUUGUCAGCGCAGAGUAAGCGAGGGAAACACGAUGGCUGGUCAGGGCCUUACAAGACGUUCUCCGGGACCGCCGAAAUCAUCAAACGGUACUUGUGUCAAUCCGCGAUCGCACGAGCAUCUGACCGACCUAUCGCCGUGUGCAGAGUGAAGGAACUUGCAGAGCAGAACUGUGCAAGCAUGGCUCUUACAUGGAGUCUAUCGAAGGACGGCCAGUGUCUGCCUCCGUGAGACACCAUGGUGGUUUAUUCAGCAUUGAUCCUCGAUUCAGGCGUCACUGCGCCCGUUGUUGGCUCAAUAAGUCUGGGAAACCUGGAAGUAUCAUCGCGCUGACGAGACUGCACGGUC
Molecule: messenger RNA, 589 nt
Organism: Fomitopsis serialis
Lineage: Eukaryota; Fungi; Basidiomycota; Agaricomycetes; Polyporales; Fomitopsidaceae
Exons: 5
Coding region: 89-472 (127 amino acids)
Source: RefSeq, a predicted model, not a curated record